AUGAGGGUGCUGCCCAAGAUCCCGGGGAUGCAGCCGUUGGCCUGGUCCUCGUUGCUACAGGCGGCACUGCAGCUGCCUCCGGAACUGGCCGACGGCUCGCCGGAGACGGUGUGCUCCCUCUACUGCCAAGUCGUCGAAGCGCUCGAGGAGCUGGCGCGGGAGCGGCAGCUCCGCAGCAGCCUGGGGGAAGAGGUCACGGAGUUCCAGAAGAAGUACGACAAGUUGCUGGCGGAGCAGGAGGUCCUCUACAAGGACUUCUUUGCACGGAGGGACCAGUGGCUCUCUGAGAAGAAAGACCUCGAGGAGCGCUUGAGCAUCCAGGGCAACCUGCUCACGGACAGCUUGAAGAAGUGUGAAGUGCAGGAGAGCCAACUGCAGACUUGGCAGCAGCUGAGCUCCGGCGGCGCCCCGGAGCUGCGGGAGGAGCUCAUGGCGGCCAUGGCGCGGGUGGCUGCGCUGGAGCAGAACGAGAGCGUGCUCUCGCGGAAAUAUGAAGCGGAGAAGCAGAACCACGCGAUUGUGAAGGAAGCCUUUGACACCAUGCAGAGAGACUUCCUGGAACGCGAAGGCUUCCUCAAGGAGCGCCUCUCCAAGGCGACUUUGGCGAAGCGCCGCUCCGGCAACGCGCUGCGCAUCGCGCGCCGGAAGAUGCAGUCCAUGGUGGCGAGCAGCGACUUUGAGCGUGCCCAGCAGCAGCUUCAGGUGUGUCGACAGCGGGAGUUCGACCUCUCCCGACGGCUAACCGAGCUGACCCUGAAGGUGGCACAGCAAGAGGACAAGGUCCGCGACCUGAUGGAUGUACAAGACCGAUGCCGCACCUUGGACCAGCUCAUGAGGGAAACUGAGCAGGAGUUCACCGUGCUGCGGCGCCGGCUGCAGGCGCGCGAGCCCCGCUUCGCCGCGGAGUGCGCGCUCUUCGCGCGCCUCACCGCGGAGCUGCAGCGCACCCUGGGCUUCGUGGGCGGCUACGAGGUGGCCGUGCGGUCCCUGGCCGCCAGCGAAGCGCGCAUCGCCGGCGAGGAGCCCACCGAGGCUGCCAUCAAUGUGGAAGCCUCUCUCGACGAGAAGUUGCGCAAGCUGGACACCAAUAACGACGGCUUUAUCACCUUGGGCCAGCUACGCGGCUUCUUCGAAAGCCUUUCCAUCAAGAUCAAGGACGAGGAGAUGCAAUUGCUGGCAGAUGCCCUGCAUCCCACGACUUCCAUCCUUCCUCCACCGCCUCCACCGCCAAGUGCACCAGGUGCUCCCAGUCCCCCAGCAGAUGACAAGUCCAACGUCUCGGUGCUGGGCAUUGUUGGCCGCUUCAGGCUCUUUGGGCUGCGUCCGCUGGAGCCGGAGGAGCUCUUCUGGUGCGCGGUGGAGGCCCACCUGCUGCGACGUCCUGAUCAGCCGGAGCCUUCGGAGGUGCUGCGGGGCCACUUCCAGCGGCUCUGCAACUCCGAGGGCCGCAUCGCGGCCACCGACGUGCUGCAGCUGCUGUCCCAGUUCGAGGUGACUCCCAACCAACUUCCCCUGCGGAGCUUGCGCCGAGUGCUGCAGUGGCUGGGUGUCGAG
Effrenium voratum is the source of this 1554-nucleotide messenger RNA. The record is from the annotation of a GenBank genome assembly. Lineage: Eukaryota; Dinophyceae; Suessiales; Symbiodiniaceae.